AACAACCUGCGUCGGGAAGCUGGGGGAGAGAGAUGGCGACGGCUCAGCCAAUGCUGGAGAAAGAGAGCGAUGAUUGCUCUUUGCUUCCUUUAGUUCACGAUAUUAUCAAAUGCAUGGACAAAGACAACCAGGAUGUACUCCAAGAACUUGCUAAACUGAAGACGAAGAUCCAGGAGGCUCGGGAACAGAUCUCCAACAUGCCGGGGAUAGACAGCAGUCCGCUGGAGCAGCAGCAGCAGCUGGCCACGCUACGCGAGCAGGUCCGCACCAAGAACCAGCUGCUGCAGAAAUAUAAGAGUCUGUGCAUGUUUGAUGUGCCAAAAGCGUCAUGAAACUAAAGACUUGAUAUCUGAACUACAUGGAGAAAGAGAAUGGAUAAGGGAGGAGGUGUGAUUCAGGAACACGGGAUGGACGUUUAAAUAAUGAAGGGCAUACUUUUUCUCAAUUGUGUCAGACUGCAACAUAUUUUUGGAACUUGUCUUUGUUUUUGUGUUGCCAGAGUGCAGAUUUGGUUAUAUAGUGUUUGUAUUAAAUGGGGAUUUUCACUUUUUUUAUCCUGCGAUAUUGAUACUUUGUAAUAAAUUGCUUUUUUAUUA
Archocentrus centrarchus (flier cichlid) is the source of this 596-nucleotide messenger RNA. It is a transcript of the gene med9, whose product is annotated as mediator complex subunit 9. Gene Ontology annotation, cellular component: mediator complex. The coding region runs from base 33 to 332 and encodes 99 amino acids. Gene Ontology annotation, molecular function: transcription coregulator activity. Gene Ontology annotation, biological process: regulation of transcription by RNA polymerase II. Lineage: Eukaryota; Metazoa; Chordata; Actinopteri; Cichliformes; Cichlidae. The record is from RefSeq and is a predicted model, not a curated record. The transcript has 2 exons.